UGUUUUGUUUUCCCGGGCACGCACGUUUCCAGCGUGCCAUGACUCACUCGGGGCUUUCUGGAGUGCACUCCCACUUCUGUCUCCUCCUCUUUCUGCUCCAAAUCGGUGGGAACCGGCAAGGCAGAGAGCCCUCCGUCUCCGGUUCUGAGCUGCCAAGCGAGAAGAAGAGGACGCAUUCUCGGCCGCCAUGUCGGGGUGCAACUUUUGCAGCGUCUUGGUGACCGGAGCCAACCGGGGCAUCGGCUUGGAACUGGUGAAGCAGCUUCUGGGACAACCCAAGCCCCCUCAAAAGCUCUUUGCCACGUGCCGGGACCCCCAAGGAAGCGGAGCCCAGGAACUGAAAAAACUGGCUUCGAAGCAUCCCAACCUGGUGAUCUUGCAACUCGAAUCCACGGACGAAGGGAGCAUCGAGGCCGCCGCCCAAGAAGCCGAGGCCCACCUGGCCGGGAAGGGCCUGACGCUCCUGAUCAACAACGCCGGCAUCAUGCCGCCCAGCACCCUCGAGUCCGUCACCCAGGACGACAUGCUCAGCGUCUUCCACACCAACGUGGUCGGGCCCAUGAUGAUCACCAAGGCUUUCCUCCCGAUGCUGAUUGCGGCCGCGAAGACAACCAGCGGGAAGGGCCCGGGCGGUUGCAGACCUGCCGUGAUCAACUUCUCCACCAUCGGCGGCUCCAUCGGCAACGCUCCGCACAUGGGCACCUUCCCCGUCAUUGCCUACCGCUGCAGCAAAAGAGCGCUGAACAUGCUCACGCAGUGCCAGGCCCUGGAGUACAAGGACAAGGGCAUCCUGUGCGUGGCAAUCCACCCCGGGUGGGUGAAAACGGACCUCGGCACAGACAAGGCUGCUCUGGAGGUGAAGGACAGCGUGGCUGGGAUCCUGCGCGUGCUCUCCGGCCUCUCCGAGGAGCAGAACGGGCGCGUGGUGGACUGGGAAGGGCGGGUGGUGCCCUGGUGAAAGCGGAUCACGCGGCACAACCGCCCAGAGGAUCCGCAUUUUCUAGACAAGGAUCCAUCUGGAUGACUUGGGAAAGCAACAUUCUGAUUGGGUUGCUGUGAGUUUUCAGGGCUGCCUGGCCAUGCUCCAGAGGUAUCCUCUCCUGACGUUUCGCCCACAUCUAUGGCAGGCAUCCUCUGAGGUUGUGAGGUCUGUUGGAAAAACUAGGCAAGUGGGGUUUCUAUAUCUGUGGAAUAAUGUCCAGGGUGGGAGGAUGAAAGAACUCUUGUCUGUUGGAGACUAGUGUGCAUUUUGCAAUUGGCCACCUUGAUUAGCGUUGAAUGGCCUUGCAGCUGCAAAGCCUGGCUGUUUCCUGCCAGGGGGAAUCCUUUGUUGGGAGGUGUUAACUGGCCCUGAUUGAUUCAUGUCUAGAUUUCGCCUAUCUUCUGAAUGUUGUUCCUUAUUGACUGUCCUGUGAGCAGGACACUUGAUGAAUGAUCCCUAAAUAUGGCGCUUUCUGCACCAAAAUAAUACUUUGCAGCUGCAAGGCUACUCAAUGCUAAUCAAGGUGAUUCAUUGCAACAUUCACACAUGCCUCAAACAGACAAGAGUUCUUUCUCCCACGCUGAACAUAUACCCCACUUGCCUCAUUCCCAUCGACCUCUGGACAAACCUCUGAGGAUGCUUGCCACAGAUGCAGGCGAAAUGACCAGAGAAAAUGCUACUGCAACAUGGCUAUAUAUAGCCCAAAAACUCACAGCAAUCCAAAAAUAACAUUUGUGGGAAUCAAACAGUUUUCUGUGCAAAAAUAAAUAAACCCACUCCCACAACCCAAAUGCAAAGUUUGUUGAGCAAGUCCUGAUUGUGAAUGGUUUUCAAAGACUUUCUCACAUAGGGAAAGGAAAUUGCUAACAUUGUAUGUUGCUGCUCUCACAAUUACAUCCCGACAAGACUUGAAUCCUUUCCUCCCGAAACAGAUGAGCAGCUUAAACGUUUAGGUUAAAGUCUAAGGUGGAUUCAUUGCUCCACAAACAAGAAAACCAUUUGCUACCAUUGUAACAAAGCAAAGAAAAUAAAGGCAAAACCUUCCGUUUU
Messenger RNA from Anolis carolinensis (green anole), 2032 nucleotides. RefSeq names its product C-signal. Gene Ontology annotation, cellular component: cytoplasm. The record is from RefSeq and is a predicted model, not a curated record. The transcript is spliced from 6 exons. Gene Ontology annotation, molecular function: oxidoreductase activity. Lineage: Eukaryota; Metazoa; Chordata; Lepidosauria; Squamata; Anolidae. The coding region runs from base 188 to 958 and encodes 256 amino acids.